Molecule: messenger RNA, 614 nt
Organism: Nicrophorus vespilloides
Lineage: Eukaryota; Metazoa; Arthropoda; Insecta; Coleoptera; Silphidae
Product: larval cuticle protein A2B-like
Exons: 2
Cellular component (GO): extracellular matrix
Source: RefSeq, a predicted model, not a curated record
GGGCCGAUCCGCACUCGAUUAAGCCAGAAACCGAUCCACACUCAGUUCAACAACAAUGGCUUACAAAUUCGUAGCUUUCGCCGCCCUUUUGGCCGCUGCCAACGCUGGUCUCAUCAACGCCCCGUUGUCCUACUCCGCCGCCCCAGUGGUAGCUAAAGUAGCUACUCCAUUGGCUUACUCCGCCCCAUUGGUAGCUAAGGUAGCUGAGGAAUACGACCCAAACCCUCAAUACUCUUACGGUUACGAUGUCCAAGAUUCUUUGACCGGAGACAACAAGCAACAGCAAGAAAGCCGCAACGGAGAUGCCGUCCAAGGUAGCUACUCUCUCGUUGAUGCUGACGGCUUCAGAAGGACCGUUGAAUACACCGCCGAUCCAAUCCACGGAUUCAACGCUGUCGUUCACCGUGAGCCUUUGGGAGCUGCCCCGGUAGUCGCCAAAGUAGCUGCCCCGAUUGCUUACGCCGCCCCAGUAGCUAAGGUAGCUUACUCCGCCCCGGUAGCUUACGCAGCCGCACCAGUCGCCAAGAUCGCAGCGCCCAUCGCUUACGGACCUCCAAUUGCCAAAGUAUCCUACUCAUCCCCAACCCAAGUCUACCAUUAUUUCUAUUUAUUAU